AUGUCCUCACAAAUGGAUGCAAUAGUCAUCACCAGCUUCGGCGAGCCUUCGGUCCUCCAGUCCCAACAGGUCCCCACGCCCAUUCCCACAGCCGGCCACGUGCUCAUCCACGUGCGGGCAUUCGGCCUCAACCACGCUGAAAUGCACAUGCGACGCGGCGAGUGGGACGAAUGGAACGCCAUCUCCGGGCUUGAAUGCGUCGGAACCGUAUCUGCCGAUCCCACGGGGACAUUUCCCGCCUCCACCACCGUCGUCGCCGUCAUGGGUGGCAUGGGCCGCAGCAUCCCCGGCGGAUACGGCGAGUACGUCAACGUGCCAGUGAGUAAUGUCGUGGCCGUGAUGACACGACUGUCCUGGGCGGACCUUGCCGCCUUACCCGAGGUCUAUUCCACGGCGUAUACGUGCGUGCAUACCAUACUGGACAUUCAGGCCGGCCAGCGUGUCUUGGUGCGCGGCGCGACGAGCACGAUUGGCCAGGCGGCCGUCCAUCUUGCUGUCAGUGCGGGCGCGAGAGUCACGGGGACGACGAGGCGGGAGGGCCGCUUCCAGAUGUUGCGGGACAUGGGCGUGGAAAGUGCGAUGCUCGAGGAGGAUGUGCUAGCCGCGCGGUUCACCGGACCUAGUACCGGUACCGGCACCGGCACCGCGGAGAAAUUCGACAAGACGCUCAAUCUCGUCGGGAACAGGGUGCUGCUUGAUUCGAUCCGGGUGACGAGGGCUGGUGGGAGGAUGCUCCAGGCGGGCUGGCUCGGCGGGUUGGCGCCGCUGAAGGACUUCAAUCCCAUGAUUGAGAUGGACAGUGGCGUGCACUUCAGUCUGUUCCAUAGCAAGAAUCUUGGGGGUGGUGAGUUUCCGAUGAGUGGGAUUCCGCUGCAAAAAAUCGUGGAGCAGAUCGAGGAAGGGGCCUGGAAUGCGAAGCCCACUCAUGUUUUUGAUGCCCGGGAUAUUGUAGAGGCCCAUACGCUGUUGGAGAGCCAUGAUGCUGGUGGGAAGAUUGUGAUUGUGAGGUCUUGA
This is a messenger RNA of Exophiala bonariae, 1014 nucleotides long. RefSeq lists its product as uncharacterized. The transcript has a single exon. The coding region runs from base 1 to 1014 and encodes 337 amino acids. The record is from RefSeq and is a predicted model, not a curated record. Gene Ontology annotation, molecular function: NADPH binding; oxidoreductase activity, acting on NAD(P)H. Lineage: Eukaryota; Fungi; Ascomycota; Eurotiomycetes; Chaetothyriales; Herpotrichiellaceae.